Messenger RNA from Dipodomys ordii (Ord's kangaroo rat), 1716 nucleotides. RefSeq names its product pentatricopeptide repeat domain 2 (gene Ptcd2). NCBI's taxonomy places the organism in Eukaryota, Metazoa, Chordata, Mammalia, Rodentia, Heteromyidae. Gene Ontology annotation, molecular function: RNA binding; protein binding. The record is from RefSeq and is a predicted model, not a curated record. Gene Ontology annotation, cellular component: mitochondrion. The coding region runs from base 1 to 1164 and encodes 387 amino acids. The transcript has 10 exons. Gene Ontology annotation, biological process: multicellular organism development; regulation of mRNA processing; mitochondrion organization.
AUGGCUGCGGCCUUUCGGUGCGUGGAGCGAGCUCUGCUGCAGGCGCCACGAGCUUCGGCUUACUCUGAUGUGGUCGGCUCCGGCACCACCUGCGGCCGCUGCCGCCUCCCCUGCCCCGUCGGAGCUAAAAGAUACCUACUUACAGAUAAUAUUGUGAAAUUAAAAGAAUUUCAACAGAAGAAGGUGGUUGUUGCCUAUAAUCUUCCUGGUACCAAAGAAACCUAUUUUAGAAAACUGGAAGACAAAUUGACCCAGAACAAACUCAUCUUAAAGGAAGAGUUGCAAACUUUGCUUCAUUUGUGUCAAUCCCGGGAUGAUGUGGAGCUAGCAAAAAAUGUCAUUUACAGGUACCAUGCAGAAAACAGAAAUAUCACUUUGGGGGAAUAUAAAUUUGGACCACUUUUUAUGAGGCUGUGUUACGAGUUGAAUCUUGAGGAAUCUGCAUUGGAGCUCAUCAAAGAUCAGCAUUUGCAGGGUUUCUUCUCAGAUUCCACAUCUUUCAAUAUUUUGAUGGAUAUGUUAUUUACCAAAGGCAAAUAUGAAAAUGCACUGGAAGUAUUGCUAGAGAUGAAAAAUCAAGAUGUGAAGUUCAUCAAAGAUACCUAUGUGCUUGCAUUUGCAAUUUGCUACAAACUGAAUAGCCCAGAAUCUUUUAAAAUCUGCAAUACAUUAAGAGAAGAAGCCUUAAUGAAAGGAGAGGUUCUCACCAGGAGAGCAAUGUGCUUCAUUGUGGCACUAGCACUGAAACAGAACCAAGUGGAAAAAGCUGUAUCCAUUUUUUCCAAAAUCAUGAAUGCAGAGAGUAUAACCUGCAUUAAUUUAAAUAUUGUAAUCCAUAUCCAAUCAAAUAUGUUAGAAGCCUUGAUAGAUGUGCUACAGGGUGCUGCAGAAGGAAAUUUAUCAAGGUUUGUGAAAAGAAACAAGUUUUCAGAGGAAGUGCUGGCCAGAGUAAGGGAAAAAGUGAAAGAUGUACCCACUCUUAUGGCCAGAUUUGAUGAGAUUUAUGGGAAACUGCACAUAAAUGGCCAAGUCACCACUUGCACCUUGGACGCUCUGCUCUGCCACACCCCCAAAGAUAGGACAUCCCACACAUUGCUACUAAAAAAGAGGACUAUCAGCCAUCGAACUCUUCAACCCCUCAACCAUUCCCUGCUGGCUGAGUAACUAUUUUCAACCUUCCUCAUGGUUUGAGGAGCCUGAGAGGCAAGGCAUCUUACUUCACCAGACAUUUUGCUAACACUUGGUCUUCUGCUUAAAUUCCAAGUCCACUGAGUGGUGACACAUUGAUUGAGAGGUUAUGCUGCUGUGCCACUGUGAAGCUGCUCUUCAGUAUCAAAUGCCAAUGGAAGAGCAGGGUCCUGUUUCCAGUACAAACCUCAACACCAGAAAAAAAAAACCUAAGUAUCCUUGGGAAGGAAUUUCACUGGAAGCCUAGUUGACCCCGACUCAUUUUUCAAGGGAGGAAUUACUUGAAAAAUUACACUUUGCUGAAUUUAGAUCUGAAACCCUCUUCUGCCAUGAUGGGAAAUAACUAAGAACUGUUCCACUGUUCACCACGUCUUGUCUGUGAUCCUAAGCAAGGUACUUCAGCCCUCACUUUUCCAUCUGCAAAAUAAUGGCGUCUAUGUGCAUUUGCAGAUUGAUCUGAAAUUGUCAUCCAAGGGUCAGUAGGGUUAAACUUUCCCCAAAGUCAAGGAAAUAAAAAAUAGCUGAGCA